Austrofundulus limnaeus is the source of this 5363-nucleotide messenger RNA. RefSeq names its product rho GTPase-activating protein 44. The coding region runs from base 274 to 2487 and encodes 737 amino acids. Gene Ontology annotation, molecular function: GTPase activator activity; protein binding. The record is from RefSeq and is a predicted model, not a curated record. Lineage: Eukaryota; Metazoa; Chordata; Actinopteri; Cyprinodontiformes; Rivulidae. Gene Ontology annotation, biological process: positive regulation of GTPase activity; neurotransmitter receptor transport, endosome to postsynaptic membrane; signal transduction. The transcript has 20 exons. Gene Ontology annotation, cellular component: presynaptic active zone; dendritic spine; postsynaptic density.
UCGCGCGUGUCAUCGCCGGCGGAGAGAAUUCGGGUUCAGCAGCAUCUGCGGAGCGGAGCGGCUGACAGAAACACAGUGUUCAUCAGUUUAAAAAAAAAGAAAAAAGAAAGAAAAAGAAAAUGACCAGGAAUUCGCCCACCGCAACGAUGACCGAACCGGGGUUUUAAACGAACGGAACCUCCUCGGAUUAGYGCCGGAGAAGACCAGACUUCAUUUAUCAAUGAGAUAUUACGAAGAGARGCUCCUCUACGGCUCGCUGCUGAAAAACACAAGAUGAAGAAGCAGUUCAACCGAAUGAGACAGCUCGCCAACCAAACAGUGGGCAGGGCUGAAAAAACAGAAGUAUUGAGUGAAGACCUAUUGCAGGUGGAGAGGCGAUUAGAGCUGGUGAAGCAAGUAUCCCACAGCACACACAAGAAGCUGACAGCCUGUCUGCAGGGACAACAGGGUGUCGACGUGGACAAGAAGUCCGUUAGGUCGCCCUCGAAAAAGCUCCCUCUCACAACGCUCGCACAAUGCAUGGUGGAGGGGGCCGCYGUGCUCGGGGACGAGUCUCUGCUGGGGAAGAUGCUGAAGCUCUGCGGCGAGACGCAGGAACAACUCGCUCAGGAGCUCGUCUCUUUCGAGCUCAUCAUCGAGAAGGAUGUGAUCGAUCCAUUAUCCGAACUCGCCGAGGUAGAAAUCCCAAACAUCCAGAAACAAAGGAAACAUUUAGCAAAACUGGUCCUGGAUAUGGACUCUGCACGCACAAGGUACUACCAGUCCACCAAAUCCUCGGGAAUGUCGAGCAAUCUGCAGCCGACGGGAGCUAAGGCCGACCACCUCAGGGAGGAGAUGGAGGAGGCAGCCAACCGCAUGGAGAUCUGUCGAGACCAGUUAUCCGCAGACAUGUACAGUUUUGUGGCCAAAGAAAUYGACUAUGCAAGCUACUUCCAGACACUGAUAGAAGUCCAGGCCGAGUACCACAGGAGAUCAUUAGAGCUGCUGCAAAGCAUUCUGCCUCAGAUCAAAGCUCAGCAGGAGACCUGGGUGGAGAAACCGUGUUACGGGAAGCCAUUAGAGGAGCACUUAGCACUCAGCGGGAGAGAUAUUGCCUUCCCCAUCGAGGCGUGUGUCACCAUGCUGCUGGAGUGCGGCAUGCAGGAGGAGGGUUUAUUCAGAAUCGCUCCUUCGGCCUCCAAAUUGAAGAAGCUAAAGGCAUCAUUGGACUGCGGUGUGUUGGACGUUCAGGAGUUUUCUGCAGACCCGCACGCCAUCGCAGGCGCCUUGAAGUCGUACCUGCGUGAACUACCUGAGCCAUUAAUGACCUUUGAACUCUACAGUGACUGGAUCCAAGCCUCCAACAUCCAGGACCAGGAGAAGAGGCUUCAGGCUCUGAUGGGAGCCUGUGAGAAGUUACCUCCAGCCAACAACCACAACUUUAAGUAUUUGAUCAAAUUUCUGUCCAAACUGACUGAAUACCAGGAUGUGAACAAGAUGACUCCUGGAAACAUCGCGAUUGUCCUCGGCCCAAACCUGCUCUGGACUCACAGUGAAGGCAACAUCACAGAGAUGAUGACGACGGUUUCCCUGCAGAUCGUCGGCAUCAUCGAACCCGUCAUCCAGCACGCCGACUGGUUCUUCCCAGGAGAAAUCGAGUUCAACAUCACAGGAAACUAYGGCAGCCCCGUCCACACCAACCACAACGCCAACUACAGCUCCAUGCCGUCUCCAGACAUGGAUCAGAUGGAUCGCAAGCAGAGCGACCAGAGCCGGCGACCGCUGAGCGUCGCUACUGACAACAUGAUGCUGGAGUUCUACAAGAAGGACGGCAUAAGGAAGAUCCAAAGCACGUUGAAGAACAAGGAGCUGUCUCCGGUGAUCGGACAGAAGGGACUGCAAGGAACAGUGACCUCUAGUGGACAGUCGCAGCACUCUGAGCACAGCCCACACAGCCUGAGGAGAGCGAAGAAGCUGGCCCCGAUCCCACCUAAAGGCCCCUACUGUCAGACCGGAGCCAUGUCGGACCAGUCCACGGGUCAGCCGUCUCCGGUCAGCCUGUCGCCCACCCCUCCCAGCACCCCCUCCCCAUACGGCUUCAGCUACMCGCAGGGUUACGCCACCAUCGGCUCCCCGAGUCAGAUCCAGAUGGCAACCACCCCAUCUCUGUCCUCCCCACCCUCGCUGGCCGGGACGCUCACCAAAACCAGACCCACCCCCAAACCGCCCAGGCACAGGCCCAGCUUGCCUCCCCCGCAGCCUCCCUCCACACCCGGUACCAGUCCUCAGCCCCUGGACCUUUCAUCGGGUCUCCUGGACGGUUUGCCUCCUGGGGAAAGCAUGUCCACAGGUUCCCUCUGUAACUUGGACAUCCCCAUCAUCAACGUGGACCUGGACGGCAUCCUGGACUUUACGCACAUCUCCGCCUUCAGGAACUCAGAGGCGCAGCUGAAGUGGAACAACGGCGGGGCGGACUCGGAGGAGGAUUCUGAGAGCACGGUGUUGUGACGCCUCUAAGUUCCUGCCGUUUGAACAUCCAACGCUCAUCCUUCAGCCUCAACGCCCCGCUCUGGAUCACCUCAAUAAACUCCACCCGAUCCAGACGGGCCGACAUGCGCAAACAAGCACCUCUAAUAAAAAAAAAUAAUAUAUAUAUAUAUAUAAAACGAAUGAACAAACGAGGGGAGAGUUAUCAUUAUAUGUGCAACUUUUAUUUCUGCAUUAGCUGGAACGUUUAAUUCUUUAUUAUUAUUAUUUUUGCCUUAUUUGAUUCACAUGCAAUAUAGCCUUUAAUGUCAGACGUGGGACUGGACCGGCCCGGAGGAAUAAGAGUUCUGAACUGAAGAAGAACCAACAGAAUGACCCAUCUGUCCUGUCAAGUCUAAUUUUCUCACUGCUUUCCUCCCAUCAGGAGUUCCUCCUUCAYUCCUCAGGGGUGUCAGUUUUCGAAACACCUCGCUCCGGUUCACGGCGGCCCCGAGUUUCUGUCCAGCCUGAGCGUUCACUGUGAGUGUGCCAGUAUUUUUUGGAAAGCGUGCAUUUUUAAAACCGUGCGGUGUCUCGAUUUAUGUGAUAAUUGUACUAAAUGAUGUUGCACUGUCGGUGUCGUGGAGCAAAAAAAGAGCAGGAAUGCAUUGUUUUAGACGUGGAGGAGAUUAACUUUUAAGGUUAUAAAGAGGUUAAAAAUUUAAACACACCUUUCUCUAAAACUACAUUCAGUCAGGAUAUCAGCCACUGGAUAUUUAUUGUUUUAUACUGUACAUUUUCAGAUUAAUGAUAUAAAUCAAAUCAUAUUUUGUACACAGAGGAGGAGAUUUUCUUGUUGAUGCUGUCAGGGAGAUAUAAAUAAACGAGAUGCACGCUGUAGUUUAUGAAAGAUCCGUGCAGUUAAUCAUUAUUUUUGACAGCAAAGAGGGAUUUUUCUGUUUCGAAACUGCUGAGAGAAUACGAAUGUACAGGUUUGGUGAUGUGAAGCCUGGAAAACAAAACUGCAACAACUUAAAUACUAAAAUGUUGACACUCCUGGCCCAAAUGAGGCAAACUUGUACAAACAUAUUAAGAAUCAUCGUAGGUAAAACUUUCCUUUUUUUGGGCAGCUGACAAAAAAAUAAAUAAAAAACAAAAAAGUGCUGCGUUUGAAUAAAUAAGCACGUUGUUGAUGACAGUGCCAUUUUUAGUUUCCAGCCAACUCUGGCCCGGAUUCACCAAAAGACUGCGAGGAUUUUAAGACGUGUGCCUCAAACUGUGCUACCACCAUCUCUCCUCACCAUCGAAGUUUUUCCACGUUAAUGAGAUAUUAUGCAUUCAUUAGGAAAUAACCAGGACUAAAACCCUGCCAUUCUAGGUUGCGACGCACAGUUAGCGCGUUGAAAAGAAGGCGUGUCAGGGUUGCUAAAAAGAUCAAAAAAACCAUCACAGCUGGACAUUUCAGAUAUCUCUCCUGUUGGAAAAAGAGGGAGGAGCAAGUCCAGAUAGAUGUUUUUUUAUUAUUUAAGUGAAAAUAAGAGAAUAGAACAAUGAUCAAAAUGUCACAUAUUGAUGCAGAAAUCCAUCCUCUGAGCUCAACRUGAGCAAACAUUUUUCUCUUUCUCCAUUUUGUUCCUGCUUAUUUAUUAUUCAAAUUUAAACAGCGCUGACAAAUCAGUGUGUAAAAUAACGCAGAAGGAAUUGRGUAAAAAACCAGGCGCUGUGCAUGUUUAGUGAAUCCGGGCCUUUGUUUUGUGAUGCUGACUUGUUUUUGUUGUUGUUUUUGAUUUUAUACCAGUGGUACUAGAAGCAGGUGCAAAUAUACAGUAUGUGUAUAUUGGUUUAUUUUGAUGAGAGUAUUUAUAUAGAUAUAUUUCUGAGUAGUCAGAGUCGUGAUUGUUUCCACACAAAUAUUGUCUUGAAGAUUUAAASAAAAGAAAAAAAAGUAUUCAGAGACCACGUCUUUCUGAUGCCACGUUAAAACAGAGAAAACUUGAAAAUAUUAAGGUUUACGUCUGACAGCAGCAGUUUAUUUGCCUUGUGCAUGGUUGGGACGGGACCGAUCCAAACCUGUAGGACCUUUCUUUUCCCCUCUCUCUCUCUUCAGUCCUGAUCCACUGUGCUGCUCUGCCRUCGUCUCUCUGUAAGUGCGAUAUCGCUCACAGGACUUUUGUAAAUCUUGAAGCCUCUGUACAUAUUUGUUCUGUAUAUAAAGACAACGGGAAGAUUUGAAUAUAUCUUAAAAUCUAUAUACAAAUACUGUAAUGAGAACUAAAUGAUCACAAACAUCCUGUACAUACAUGUUGGUGGCUGUAGCACAAUAAUGUCACGUUCACACAGAACAGCUUAGGYUCCACUUUAAAGUAGUUUACAUUAUUUUUUAAUGAAAUAGUUUAUGAACAUUGUGUUGCAGACAUCCUGACCUCUGAUUUAGUCCUGAYCCUGUUUUUAGAUUUAAGGAGUAAAAAAAGAUGCAUUUUCCCCACUGAGACGCUUGUUCAAACUGCAGCUUCAUGAGAUUUAACUGUAAACUCAAGAUUAUUUUAUACAGUUUCCGGCAUAUUUAUUAUGUCUGAAUGUGUGAAAAGACUCUGGUUAGAGUUUUUAGUUUUACACAUUUUCAUCAACUGAUAGUUAAAUUUCUGGAUGUUUGAGUGUCACACAGAUAACCGAUUCAAGGCAAAAGGAURAAAAACUAUAGUGAUUUUAAAAGAAAGUAUUAUUCUUUGUAUAUUUAGUUAAAAGGGGUGUAAUGGUACAUAUUUGCAUGCUGACAGAUAAAUUAGACACAAACUCAUCUUUAAAUAAAAACUGCUGUGACAGAAAAAGCAGAGGAACAAACUAAAGCAAAGCAAGAAUGGCUACUUUGGAUGAAACACAGAAGCUUGACGAAUUGCCUGUUUGUUUCAAAUAGAGAU